AUGGCGCCGAGUAACAGAGGCUGGGCGAUGAUCGAGAUCGUCUCGGUCUUGGUGAGCCUGUGUUUGAUAUCGACUGUGUUGCGAGUCUUUGCUCGAUUGAGGCGGAGAGUUGGCUUCGGAGUGGAUGACUAUCUCAGUAUGGGAGCAAUGGUGCUGAUGAUUGGCAUGUUGAUCGAGUUGAUUCUUUGGUGUGCAAUUGGCGGCAACGGAGCCCACGCCAAAACAUUAGGCCCUAAGACCACCAUGAACUACUGGAAGAUCUUCCUCGCCAACCAAUUCACCUACUUCAUUCUCUGCCCCGCCAUCAAAAUUAGCAUAAUCUGCUUCUACCGCCGAGUCUUCACAACACCCAAGUUCCAAAAGGCCUCCUUCGCCCUCAACACCCUGAUAGCAGCCUGGGGCACCGGGAUCUUCCUCGCCUGCGCAGGCCAAUGCCGACCGCUCCGUGCCUACUGGGACAAAUCCGUCGAAGGAACCUGCUUCAGCGCAAACGAAUUCAUAAUCGUCAACCAAGCCUUCAACAUCCUAAUGGACUUUGCAAUCCUCAUCCUCCCCAUCCCAAUGAUCUGGAACCUGCACCGCGCCUGGCAAGACAAACUAGCCCUAAACGGCGUCUUCGCACUAGGCGCCUUCGUCUGCUUCGCCAGCAUCUACCGCAUCGUCGUCCUCUUCUGGAUCAGCCCGGACGACCCCACCUACACGGUCUACCAAGCGACAUUAUGGACGCACGUCGAGCCGGCUGUGGGCUUGAUCUGCUCCAAUUUGCCCAUUAUUCGCGGUCUCUUCCCCGCGUUGAAGUUGAAGAGCUCACGGAAUGGUACCAAGCCUGCGUUUAUCAAUACCGAUUACUCGAACUCCAUGUUCUUGUCCAAGGGGUCGCCGCGUUCGCCUGAUUUGGAGUAUAUGAAGAUGCAGGCGGGCCUUUAUAAUGCUAAGGUUGAGAGUCCUUCGCCUGGUUUCCUUGGGUCGGAUUUGAGGCCGUUGAAUAUUAAUGUUCAGACGGAUAUUUCUAUCUCGCCUGAUAAUGGCUCGCAGACUACGCUGACACGUUGA
This is a messenger RNA of Penicillium nucicola, 1053 nucleotides long. RefSeq lists its product as uncharacterized. The record is from RefSeq and is a predicted model, not a curated record. The transcript has 3 exons. The coding region runs from base 1 to 1053 and encodes 350 amino acids. NCBI's taxonomy places the organism in Eukaryota, Fungi, Ascomycota, Eurotiomycetes, Eurotiales, Aspergillaceae.